Molecule: messenger RNA, 6463 nt
Organism: Pleuronectes platessa (European plaice)
Lineage: Eukaryota; Metazoa; Chordata; Actinopteri; Pleuronectiformes; Pleuronectidae
Product: mucin-19
Exons: 13
Coding region: 119-4801 (1560 amino acids)
Source: RefSeq, a predicted model, not a curated record
AUAAGACACCACACCAUAUGGCUUUCAUGAAGGGGCCUCUGAAAUAACACAUAUCUAAAGAACCUAACAGAAGAUUAUUCCUAACUUGAAUAUUGCUUACGGAUAACAGGCAGACACAAUGGCUUUUGGACCAGUCUUAUCAAGUUUGCUGAUAUUUAUAGUGGCCAUUGACCUAAGUACAAGUCAGGUAAAUACUACGACUAGUGGAUCAACUACAACUGGAGGUUCAACAACAACUGGUGGAUCAACUACAACUGGAGGUUCAACAACAACUGGUGAAUCAACUACAACAGAAGGCUCGACAACAACCGGUGUAUCAACUACAACUACAACCGGUCUAUCAACUACAACGGGAGGUUCAACAACAACUGGUGGAUCAACCACGACUGGUGUAUCAACUACAACUGGAGGAUCAACAACAACUGGUGGGUCGACCACCACAGGCGGAUCAACUACCACUGGUGGAUCAACUACAACCGGUCUACCAACUACAACUGGAGGUUCAACAACAACUGGUGAAUCAACCACGACUGGUGGAUCAACUACAACUAGUGAAUCAACUACAACUGGUGGUUCAACAACAACUGGGGGAUUAACAACAACUGAUGGGUCGACCACCACAGGCGGGUCAAUUACCAAUGGGGGAUCAACUACAACUGGAGGUUCAACAACAACUGCUGUAUCAAGUACGACUGGGGGAUCAACUAUAACUGGUGUAUCAACUACAACUGGAGGUUCAACAACAACUGGUGAAUCCACUACAAUAGAAGGCUCGACAACAACAGAUGUAUCAACUACAGCUGGAGGAUCAACUACAACCGGUCCAUCAACUACAACUGGAAGUUCAACAACAACUGGUGGAGCAACCAUGGCAGGUGUAUCAACUACAACUGGAGGAUCAACAACAACUGAUGAAUCAACUACAACUGGUGGAUUAACAACAACUGAUGGGUCGACCACCACAGGCGGGUCAACUACCAAUGGGGGAUCAACUACAACUGGAGGUUCAACAACAACUGGUGAAUCAACUACAACAGAAGGCUCAACAACAACCGAUGUAUCAACUACAGCUGGAGGAUCUACUACAACCGGUCUAUCAGCUACAACUGGAAGUUCAACAUCAACUGGUGGAGCAACCACGGCAGGUGUAUCAACAACAACUGGUGAAUCAACCACGACUGGUGGUUCAACAACAACUGGAGGUUCAACAACAACUGGUGGAUCAAGUAUGACUGGUGGAUCAACUACAACUGGAGGAUCAACAACAACUGGUGAAUCAACCACAACUGGUGGAUCAACUACAACUGGUGGAUCAACUACAACUGGUGAAUCAACUACAACUGGUGGAUUAACAACAACUGAUGAGUCGACCACCACAGGCGGGUCAACUACCAAUGGGGGAUCAACUACAACUGGAGGUUCAACAACAACUGGUGAAUCAACUACAACAGAAGGCUCAACAACAACCGAUGUAUCAACUACAGCUGGAGGAUCAACUACAACCGGUGAAUCAACUACGACUGGUGGUUCAACUACAAAUGGAGGUUCAACAACAACUGGUGGAUCAAGUACAACAGGAGGUUCAACAACAACUGGUGGAUCAACCACGACUGGUGUAUCAACUACAACUGGAGGAUCAACAACAACUGGUGAAUCAACUACGACUGGUGGUUCAACUACAGCUGGAGGUUCAACAACAACUGGUGUAUCAACUACAACUGGAGGUUCAACAACAAAUGGUGGAUCAACUACAACUGGAGGUUCAACAACACCUGGAGGUUCAACAACUGGUGAAUCAACUACAACAGUAGGCUUGACAACAACCGGUGGAUCAACCACGACUGGUGUAUCAACUACAACUGGAGGUUCAACAACAACUAUUUGGUCAACCACCACAGGCGUAUCAACUACCACUGGUGGAUCAACUACAACCAGAGGCUCAACAACAACCGCUAUAACAACUGGUGUAUCAACAACAAUUGGUGGGUCCAACACCACAGGGGGGUCAACUAGCACUGAUGGAUCAUCUCCAAGUGGUUUAUCAACUACAACUGGAGGUUCAACAACAACUGGUGUAUAUACUACCACUGGUGGAUCAACUACAACAGGAGGCUCAACAACAACCGCUAUCUUAACUACAUCUGGAGGUUCAACUACAGCUGGUGGAUCAACUACAGUAGGAGGUACCACAACAUUUGGUGGGUCAACUACAGCUGGCAUUUCUACAACAACCAUUGGCCCAAUUACAACUGACGGUUCAACAACGACGGGUGGGUCGACCACCACAGAUGGGUCAACUACCACUGAUGGAUCAUCAACAAUCGGUGUAUCGACUACAACUGGAGGUUUAACAACAACUGGUGUAUCGACAACAACUGGAGGUUCAACAACAACUGGUGUAUCAACUACCACCGGUGUAUCAACUACAACUGGAGGUUUAACAACAACCGGUGUAUCGACUACAAUUGGAGGUUCAACAAUAACUGGUGUAUCGACUACAACUGGAGGAUCAAAAACAACUGUUGUAUCAACUACCACCGGUGUAUCAACUACAACAGGAGGUUUGACAACUACUGGUGGGUCGACCAUGGCAGGUGGGUCAACUUCUACUGUGGGAUCAACUACAACUGGUGGUGCAACUACAACUGGAGAUUCAACAACAACAUUUGGAUCAACUACAACUGGAGGUUCAACAGCAGCUGGUUUGUCUACCACCACAGGAGGGUCAACUACCACUGGUGAAUCAACAACAACUGGAGGUUCAACAACAACAAUUGGUUCAACUACAACGGCAGGUUUGACAACAACUGGAGUAACAACUACAACUGUUAAACCAACAAACACUGAUGGGCCCACAACUUCUGCACCUUCUGCACCAGUAGUGGUCAAAGCCACCAUAGUAGAAGCAUUUGUAGAAGAACUCAGUGAUCCAAAAAGCACUCAAUUCGUGACACUUGCUGCAAAAGUUGUAGCUGUGUAUGAUGCUGUCUACAGGACAAAAUAUGGCUUACUCUUCAUCCGCACUUAUGUCAUAAAGUUCACACGAGGUUCAACACGAGUGGAUAAUACUGAAGUGGAGGUGGGAAUUGUGUUCAAUGACACUACGUCAUCUGCAGAAAUCCCCAGCUCUGCUGAUGUUGCAACAACAUUAGUUGAAGCUGUGAACAAUACCAACAACUUCAGCAUUGUGAUUGAAUCCACCUCCAUCACAGCAGUGUCUGCACCAACUACUGCUGCACCGACUACCGCUGCACCGACUACAGCUGCACCGACUACUGCUGCACCGACUACCGCUGCACCGACUACAGCUGCACCGACUACCGCUGCACCUACUACCGCUGCACCAACUACCGCUGCACCAACUACCGCUGACACAACAACCGCUGCGCCAACUACCGCUGCACCAACUACCGCUGCAGCAACUACCGCUGCACCAACUACCGCUGCCCCAACUACCGCUGCACCAACUACCGCUGGCCAUACUACCGCUGCACCAACUACCGCUGCACCAACUACCGCUGCACCUACAACCGCUGCACCGACUACUACUGCACCGACUACUGCUGCACCGACUACCGCUGCACCAACUACGGCUGCACCUACAACCGCUGCACCAACUACUGCUGCACCAACUACUGCUGCCCCUUCUACUGCUGCACCAACUACUGCACCUUCUGGACCAGUAGUGGUUGUCAAAGCCACCAUAGUAGAAGCAUUUGUAGAAGAAUUCAGUAAUCCCAAUAGCAAUGAAUUCAAAAACCUUGCUGCAAAAGUUGUAGAAGUGUAUGAUGCUGUCUACAGGACAAAAUAUCGCUUAAUCUUCAUCCGCACUUAUGUCAUAAAGUUCACACGAGCCUCAACACGAAUGGAUAAGACUGAAGUGGAGGUGGGAGUUGUGUUCAAGGACAAUACGUCAUCUGCAGAACUCCCCAGCUCUGCUGAUGUUGCAACAACAUUAGUAGAAGCUGUGAACAAUACCAACAACUUCAGCAUUGUGAUUGAAUCCACCUCCAUUACAGCAGUGUCAAAUACAACUGGUGGAUCAACUACAACUGGAGCUUCAACUACACCUGGUGGGUCAACCACCACAGGCGGGUCAACCACGACUGGUGGAUCAACUACAACUGGAGCUUCAACAGCAACUGGUGGGUCAACCACCACAGGCGGGUCAACUACGACUGGUGGAUCAACUACAACUGGAGCUUCAACAGCAACUGGUCGGUCGACCACCACAGGCGGAUCAACUACAACUGGUGUAUCAACUACAACUGGUGUAUCAACUACAUCCGGUGUAUCAACUACAACUGCUGGGUCGACCACCACAGGCGUGUCAAUUACCACUUCAGGAUUAAUUACAACUGGAGGUUUAACAACUGUCACAUCUGAGGCAAUCACAACAAAACAACUCACUUUCAGAUCAGUUGGAGAGACAUUCACAAUUGACUUGGCGAAUCCAUCAUCUGCAGCAUUUAAAAGUCGAGCCUUAUUGAUUAAGACAACACUUGAACCUUCCUACAAACAAGGAUUCUCUUCAUUUCGCACCUUAAAUGUGGAGUCUUUCAGCAACGGAUCGAUCAUCAACCACAUUAGACUGGGCUUUGCAUCCACAUCUGUUCCGGAUAACACGCAGAUUGCCAAUGUAUUGAUCAAUGCAGCUUCAAAUAUCACAGCCUUCAAUAUUGAAACCAGCUCCGUUUCUGUGGAUGGCACACAAGUAUCAAGGGGAGUCGGCCACAAGAUCAGUCUCAUCAGCGCAUCCUUCCUGGUGCUGAUGUCAUGGCUGCUGUCAAGCCAGCAAUAGUUACUGGGCUGAUGAAAAAGGACAUUAUUCUCAUCAGAAAUCCAAAAAGUUGAUUACAGGGGCACUCCUAUUCAACCAAACUUUGAUAAAGCUCUCUUUAUUUCUCUUUGACAUAAUAGGAAGAGAUUCUACAAAAAUAAAAUGGUUAUUUUUACUGUAAAAUCCGUAGAGUGCAUUCCUCCGUCAAGGCUAAGCAAUAAUCACGUUCGUUUAGUUUCUGUAGUUUGGUCUGAAAUUAUUUAUUUUUCAAAUAGCAUUGUCAUGAAAGGAAUGAAAACUCUUCCUGGAUUUGCCCCUUGAUCUUGCAUUCAUAUCAACAUUUACUGGGUUCUCUCCAGGCACAUGCCACAUCUCCCUACCAUGUUUGGUUUAAAGGGGUUUAGUAGAAUGUGUGCAAUCCUGCAAAUAAACAAAGAGACACAUGUUAAAAUAUAUUGGUGGAGGUAAUUGAACAUUUGAGUAGUGACAAUUGAAACCUUCAGAUCACAUCACACUUAACUUUUUAACAUAGUAUGAAUACAAUUGAAUUGCCCCUGCUAUAAUAAUAUAAUUUAGAACCACUGCCUCUUAAACAGACCUAAAGGUAAAUUCAUUGAAAUGUAUUAAGCAUUAUUUAUAUUAAAUUAUAUUUCACUUAUUUAGUUAAGAUGCGAGAGAAAAAAAUGACUCCCAAGCGCAGUUUAUAACUCCUGCAAUAUACAAUGUCUGAACCAUGCCUGGCUUUGUUGAAAUAAAGUGUAUUAAUUUUAAUGUAUUUAUAAUAUCAUACAUGUAUACUCUAUGAGCUUAACUGUAUUUUUUGUAAAACUUUAGUAAGAAAUAUAAAGGGCUCUUCUUUUAAUGAUCAUUGUCGUAAACGCAUUUGGGCACUUAGAAAUUCCCAAUAUGAGCAAAAAAAGGUUGCUGCGCAGGCGCACGGUUCAGAAGGGUAGUACUUAGUGUCUUACUUAAGUAUCGGGUGUGUUAGGGGCUUAGCAUGCUUUAAAUCAGGUAGACUACCAGCUCCCAUUCUUCACAGUUGCGCUAUUUUAAGGGCCUGCUCAUCAGGUGGCCAAGGAGGAGUGUGUGUGAAGAAGUGGGAAGUGUGUGUGGUAUUUGGUGCCUAUUACCUUUGACUUCAGACAAGGAUUUUGUUAGUUGAUCGUGCAAUUGGAUUCCAGCGGCCCUUGAUAGCGAUGCAUCGACAAUGUGCCAAAACCACACCUCCAUGUAAGACCAACUAGAGGAUAGGCAUUCAGAUGGUGCAUUUGAUAUUCAAGCAACGUGGGGGCUGGACAGGAAAAUGACAACUGCAUCAGUCUGCGACUAGCAAAGACACUUGGGUCACGUGUGGCACUACUUUGCACUGCUUUAUGCUGGGUGUUAGCUUGAUCCAUCUACAAUGGAUAUAAAAAUGUGUAAUACUGUAUGAUGAUGAUGCUUGAUUAAAGGCACUGAAGACAAUGAAAACACGUCUUAUUAUUCCCUGAAACACAUGUUUGUGAUUCCAGUUUGUGAAGGACCCAUGAACAACAUUUUAUUAAUUACCACAAUAAAUGAUCUGUGUGUGCCAUUUCCAUUUAAUUCCAUUGAAAACCACUGUGUGAAGUGUAGAAGCUGAUAUGAUACAAUAUAUUUACACAAAAAGAAUGUAAUGAAUUAAUAAAUAAAAAUAUCAUCAUA